AUGCCGAUGGAUGUGAUUUUAGUUUUAUGGUUCUGUGUGUGCACUGCCAGGACAGUGGUGGGCUUUGGUAUGGACCCCGACCUUCAGAUGGAUUUUAUCACCGAACUUGAUCUUGUGAAUACCACCUUUGGAGUCACGCAGGUGUCUGGACUGCACAAUGCUAGCAAAGCAUUUUUAUUUCAAGAUACAGAGAGAGAGAUCCAUGCAGCCCCUCAUGUGAGUGAGAAAUUAAUUCAGUUGUUCCGGAAUAAGAGUGAAUUUACCUUUUUGGCCACUGUACAGCAGAAGCCGUCAACUUCAGGAGUGAUACUGUCCAUUCGAGAACUGGAACACAGCUAUUUUGAACUGGAGAGCAGUGGCCUGAGGGAUGAGAUUCGAUAUCACUACAUACAUAAGGGGAAGCCCAGGACAGAGGCACUUCCAUACCGAAUGGCGGAUGGGCAGUGGCACAAGGUCGCACUGUCAGUGAGUGCCUCUCACCUCCUGCUCCACGUGGACUGCAAUAGGAUUUAUGAACGUGUGAUAGACACUCCAGAGACCAACCUUCCCCCAGGAAGCAAUUUAUGGCUUGGUCAGCGAAACCAAAAGCAUGGCUUAUUCAAAGGGAUCAUCCAAGAUGGAAAAAUCAUCUUUAUGCCAAAUGGAUACAUAACACAGUGUCCAAACCUAAAUCGCACUUGCCCAACCUGCAGUGAUUUCUUAAGCCUGGUGCAAGGAAUAAUGGAUUUACAGGAGCUUUUGGCCAAGAUGACUGCAAAAGUAGCAAAAUGUAUCUAUGGAGGAAGAGUUCUUGCAGAAGGCCAGCGGAUUUUAACCAAGAGCUGCAGGGAAUGCCGAGGUGGAGUUUUAGUAAAAAUUACAGAAAUGUGCCCUCCUUUGAACUGUUCAGAAAAGGAUCACAUUCUUCCAGAGAAUCAGUGCUGCAGUGUCUGUAGAGGUCAUAACUUUUGUGCUGAAGCACCUAAAUGUGGUGAAAACUCAGAGUGUAAAAACUGGAAUACAAAAGCUACUUGUGAGUGCAAGAACGGUUACAUUUCUGUCCAGGGAGACUCUGCCUACUGUGAAGAUAUUGAUGAAUGUGCAGCUAAGAUGCAUUAUUGUCAUGCCAAUACUGUGUGUGUCAACCUGCCGGGGUUAUAUCGCUGUGACUGUGUCCCAGGAUACAUUCGUGUGGAUGACUUUUCUUGUACAGAGCACGAUGAAUGUGGAAGCGGACAGCACAACUGUGACGAGAAUGCCAUCUGCACCAACACGGUCCAGGGACACAGCUGUACCUGCAAACCAGGCUACGUGGGCAACGGGACCAUCUGCAAAGCAUUCUGCGAGGAGGGCUGCAGGUAUGGUGGAACAUGUGUGGCUCCUAACAAAUGUGUCUGUCCACCUGGAUUCACAGGAAGCCACUGUGAGAAAGAUAUUGAUGAAUGUACAGAGGGGAUCAUUGAGUGCCACAACCAUUCCCGCUGCGUUAACCUGCCAGGGUGGUACCACUGUGAGUGCAGAAGCGGUUUUCAUGAUGAUGGGACCUAUUCACUAUCCGGGGAGUCCUGUAUUGACAUUGAUGAAUGUGCCUUAAGAACUCACACCUGUUGGAAUGAUUCUGCCUGCAUUAACUUGGCGGGGGGCUUUGACUGCCUCUGUCCCUCUGGACCCUCGUGCUCUGGUGACUGCCCCCAUGAGGGAGGGCUGAAGCACAACGGACAGGUGUGGACCCUGAAAGAAGACAGGUGUUCUGUCUGUUCCUGCAAGGACGGGAAGAUAUUCUGCCGACGGACAGCUUGUGAUUGCCAGAAUCCAAGCGUUGACCUUUUCUGUUGCCCAGAGUGCGACACCAGAGUCACAAGUCAAUGUUUAGAUCAAAAUGGACAUAAGCUGUAUCGAAGUGGAGACAAUUGGACCCACAGCUGCCAGCAGUGUCGGUGUCUGGAAGGAGAGGUAGAUUGCUGGCCACUCGCUUGCCCCAAUUUGAGCUGUGAAUACACAGCCAUGUUGGAAGGGGAGUGCUGUCCCCGCUGUGUCAGUGACCCCUGCCUGGCUGAUAACAUUGCCUAUGAUAUCAGGAAAACUUGCCUGGACAGCUACGGUGUUUCUAGACUCAGCGGUGCAGUAUGGACAAUGGCCGGAUCUCCCUGCACAACCUGUAAAUGCAAGAAUGGGAGAGUCUGCUGUUCGGUGGAUUUGGAGUGUCUUCAAAAUAACUGA
This is a messenger RNA of Marmota flaviventris (yellow-bellied marmot), 2199 nucleotides long. The record is from RefSeq and is a predicted model, not a curated record. NCBI's taxonomy places the organism in Eukaryota, Metazoa, Chordata, Mammalia, Rodentia, Sciuridae.